AGUGAUAUCUUCAGUGUGUCCUAAAGUAUCAGAGAAAAAAAAAGGAUCAGUCUAUCUGAAAGAAUGCCGCAGACAGGGUUCAAUGGGUCAGUUUCGUCGCCUAAGGUGGAUGUCUACGUUGACACGGGCAGUCAGUUUCUUAAUCACACUGUCGAUGGUUUCUUAAAGAUUGGUUCUGUUGCUGUGGCCAGAGCAGCUGCAGAGGAAACUUAUAAUGUUGUUGUGCAAGGAAAUUUUGAUCUGGAGAAAUCGCUUACAAAGAUGUGUAAAGAAGGCGUGUUUUUCGGAACAGUAGCUGGGGUAUAUGUUGGAAUGGAUUAUGGAAUGGAGAAGAUCCGUGGUACCAGAGACUGGAAGAAUGCGUUACUUGCUGGUGCAGCCACGGGUGCUCUGGCGUCUGCAGUUGGCAAUAACAAGAGGGACAAAAUUGUGCAGGAUGCAAUCACAGGAGGGGCAAUUGCAACUGCUGCACAGUUCAUCAACUAUCUGACAUAAGCAGAAAUACAUGCAGUUUUUUUUUUUUCUCAUCGGUUGUUUCACAGUUGUGACGAAAUUUUAAUAAAUUGUUCCUUCCAUUUUCACUUAAUUUUGUCACCAACACUUUCAGAUCAUGGGAAAUUAUAUUCAAUAAGUCACAAAGAUUUGUAUUCGUCACCAACACCUCCUUUUUGCAGUUAUAAAUUCUCGAUAAAUAAAAUCAUCUUAUAUGUUUAAUUGCAGA
Messenger RNA from Daucus carota subsp. sativus, 721 nucleotides. Its product is annotated as outer envelope pore protein 16, chloroplastic. Gene Ontology annotation, molecular function: amino acid transmembrane transporter activity. NCBI's taxonomy places the organism in Eukaryota, Viridiplantae, Streptophyta, Magnoliopsida, Apiales, Apiaceae. Gene Ontology annotation, cellular component: chloroplast outer membrane. The record is from RefSeq and is a predicted model, not a curated record. The transcript has 6 exons. Gene Ontology annotation, biological process: protein import into chloroplast stroma. Bases 64 to 495 code for a protein of 143 amino acids.